GAUAGUAUACACAAGCGCAAACCAGCGGUUAUGUCAAUAAGGUUAAGUUUCCUAAGUUCUUCACUGUAAUGCCGUUAGUAACAAUGUGAACACUAACAUGCAAAUACAGAGUAUGAAUUUUUUCCGUUCUUUCUACAUUUUAACAUUACUCGGCCUUAAAAUAACGAGUGGAAUCGGAGAAGGAAAUUUGUUUAAAUUUAACUCGAGAGGGUCCUUUCUGGAUACGAGUUACGGGACAGAUGUGUUCUUCGAAAUUAUACAUCCACCAGAAUUGGAGUACACAUACAAAUUGAAGCCCGCUAAAGAUUUUGGAGUUCCUUUCAAUGCAAGCUUCUUGGAGGAGAAAAUACCUCUGGUUCCAGCUGAACCUCCUCAAGGUUGUCAGAUAGCAAAGAAUGCCAAAGAAUUAAAAGGUAGAGUUGCCUUAGUGGAACGGGGCAAUUGUAGUUUUUUUAUUAAGAGCAUGAUGGUUGAAGAAGCUGGCGCGAAGGCUGUGAUCAUAGCAGACUAUUAUUUACCUACUGUUGAAGAUUCAACAACUAAUCCAUUCUGGGCAGACUAUUAUUAUGUAGAAAUGGCCCGUGACCAUACCAUACCACCCUCGAAAACAGUGAACAUUCCUGCUGGAUUUUUGCUUGGUAAGAAUGGCAAAAUGAUUCGGCAAACACUAAAGCGUUUAAAUCAACCAUUUGCCUUAAUCAAUAUCCCAGUAAACUUAACUUAUACUUCUUUGGAUAAAGUACAUCAACCACCAUGGUUGCUUUGGUGAUCUUCGAUUCAUAUUAAAAGGUGGUUUUAAAAGGGGACAAAUUAAAUAUAAAAACAGUUUAUUAUGGAAUUUGUUUCUCGGUAAAUAACUAAUUGUUAUUUCGAAA
Molecule: messenger RNA, 875 nt
Organism: Megalopta genalis
Lineage: Eukaryota; Metazoa; Arthropoda; Insecta; Hymenoptera; Halictidae
Product: PRADC1-like protein
Source: RefSeq, a predicted model, not a curated record